AUGUUCUCUCCAUCCUCUUUGUCAAUGUCAUGCAGAAAGUUGACUAGUGCUGCUAUCAGACACACUAGAAAGACUAGAGCAAUCCAAAAGGAAGCAGAAGAAAGAAGAAGAGCAAAUAGACCAGCUCCUCCACAAUCUAAAUAUAUGAAGGAAAUCUUUGAAACUUUGGUUAUUGAAAUUGUGGUUUACAAGUGGAUCAACUAG
Messenger RNA from Cavenderia fasciculata, 204 nucleotides. RefSeq lists its product as uncharacterized. Bases 1 to 204 code for a protein of 67 amino acids. The transcript is spliced from 3 exons. Lineage: Eukaryota; Evosea; Eumycetozoa; Acytosteliales; Cavenderiaceae. The record is from RefSeq and is a predicted model, not a curated record.